CUUAAAUCAUGACAAAUACCUACAGGUUAUUCUUAGGACGCGACCGGGCAUGUGCAGAGAACUGAACAGGGGCCCUGGGCUUGUUGCGGUUUCUUCAAUCACGAGUUGGGGAAUUACACAUGGGCCGAGUCAGAAGGUAACUUUAUAUAGUCGAACAGUUAGACAGGCCCAGGAUCUUAAAACCAGUAGGGCGACCGCCGCUUACCUUAUAUGCCGGUGAACUCGUGACACUUUGUGUGGAAUCGUGUUAGCUGAGGUCAACUCCCACGCAAGGUCUACUGCAAGGGACGUGUCGUGUAUGCUGAAGCUCCAGAGCUCUUCUGGUGGUCGAAGAAGGUGGGAGAUCAGACUGUUGCGUUUCAAGUUCUGCAAGGCCAGGACUGUGUUGUACCAAGAUUCACCAUGAAAUCGAAAGAACAACUUGCCGGAUUGUGGCUUCUGUACGUCUACGGGAUCGUAUUACUGCUGCCUUGUGCCAACAGCGCAUUGCCCUGUCUCCAGGCCUGUCACUGUUACCGGCAUGAAGUUUAUGGCAAAACUAUGAACUGUGCACGGAAAGGUAUGCACAUGCCGCCACCCGGCAUUCCAAAUCCCACCAGAAAACUCAUUCUUCAAUACAAUUCCAUCCACAUGUUGAACCACACUCUAAACGGACCAGGAUAUAGCUUGCUGUACUACCUUGAUAUGAGUGGAAAUCAGAUGGUAGAUCUGGACCGGGAUGCCUUUGCCAACACGACUGAGCUCAUGGACCUAGACCUACACUUCAACAGACUUCGCUUCCUCCACAAGUCCAUCUUCCGUCCCUUGAAGAAACUACGUUGGCUUCACCUCUAUGGGAACUCUUUGACAUUUCUAGAGCCGGACUUGUUCGCCGGACUCAGCAACCUGGACGGGAUUUACUUGGGAUGGAACAAGAUCAGAUCGUUGCCGAUGGGAAUCUUCAAAAACCUGCCUUCCCUUCAGUAUCUGUACCUGCAUGAUAAUCAGAUCAAAUAUUUGAACCGUGGACUGUUUGACGACUUGACUCAGCUGUACGAUUUGAACCUGGGCGGGAACCACCUGUCGUCACUUCCGCUGGGGAUUUUCAAGCCACUGCGGAGCCUGGCGAGGCUUUUCCUGUACCAGAACAGGUUUUACCGCCUUGAAGAGGGCGUGUUUGCGGGACUGAAGAGCGUAGAGCUGCUGUGGUUCCACGGUAACAAACUGGCCCUGCUACCCAGGAAGGUGUUGAGUGAUCUACCCAAACUACAAGUCAUUGAGCUGGACGCAAAUCUACUGGAGAUGUUCCAUGGGGACGCCUUAAAGCAGAACAAGGAACUUGUCACCCUCAGCAUGCAGAGUAAUAAAAUUACAACAGUGAAACCAGAGCUGCUCUCUCACCUUCACAAAUUGCGCCAUCUUUACAUUCAGCAGAACUCAAUCAAAAACAUCAAUUCUACAAGCUUUCAGGGAUUGGCACAGCUGGAAAUCCUGCUGCUGCAGAAGAACAACCUCCAUGAAGUGCCUGACAAUGCAUUCCACGAGCUUCAUCAACUGUCUCAUCUAGACCUUAGCGAUAACUACAUCCGUGCUGUCCAGGAGGGUGCCUUUAACGGGCUACGGUCGCUCACUCAACUGUCACUUCAAGGGAACAAGUUGCAUCAGAUCCCUGAAGCAGCAUUUUUUGGCUUAGAAAGCCUUAGUCACUUAAUUCUGGCUGGAAAUGUGUUGGAACGACUGCCCGGAAGAAUGCUGCACGGUCAGUCACAACUGCUGGAGCUGUUGCUAGAAAACAACCAACUCAAGGACAUCCCAGAAUCCUUCCUUGAGGAUUGCUUGUCCUUGGAGAAGUUGUCUCUUGCCAACAAUCGUUUGAAUAGCUUGUCGAAGGACGUUUUGGCUCUACCACCUCUGACCCAUGUUCAGCUACAGGAGAAUCCGUGGAAGUGCGACUGUCACCUGAAAUGGUUGCGUGAGUGGAUGAGCACGACUGCCGUGGACUACAAACCGACUUUUGGUGCCUCAGCAGUGGCCAGCUGCAGCGAACCACUUAAACAUGCCGGCAAGCCAAUCAUGAUGGUGCCCGCAGUAGACUUCGUUUGUGACAAUAGCGAAAACCAACUCAAGGAAAAUGUGCAGUCUAAAGAAACUGACAGUGAGAUAGCCUCUAACAUUAUCUCCAGAGAAGGGUUGUUGCCAAUCGUUGUGAUUGAAACGACGGAAACUGUACAUUCCGGAGACGGAGAGUAAUGUAAUCAUGAAUACAUCAUACAUUAUCUAAUGUACCAA
Molecule: messenger RNA, 2268 nt
Organism: Branchiostoma floridae (Florida lancelet)
Lineage: Eukaryota; Metazoa; Chordata; Leptocardii; Amphioxiformes; Branchiostomatidae
Product: insulin-like growth factor-binding protein complex acid labile subunit
Exons: 6
Coding region: 403-2229 (608 amino acids)
Cellular component (GO): extracellular matrix
Molecular function (GO): protein binding
Source: RefSeq, a predicted model, not a curated record